Molecule: messenger RNA, 2575 nt
Organism: Prunus persica (peach)
Lineage: Eukaryota; Viridiplantae; Streptophyta; Magnoliopsida; Rosales; Rosaceae
Exons: 2
Coding region: 690-1838 (382 amino acids)
Source: RefSeq, a predicted model, not a curated record
UAGAUAACAUGUAGAACAGUUAACGUCAAAAGACCCUCUAAAGAUUUGCUCAUUAUUCUAAUAAUAUUUACAAAGGAUGCACCACUACGUCAAGAGCUUUUAACACCUGGAAGUAAAAUUAUUCGUGAGUGGUCAAUAUAAUAAGUAGAAGUAGAAACAUUUGACGGUUCACUUAGGCCAAUAAAAACUAAGAUGUGGCGUUAAUAAGAUAUUUAAAAUAAUUUGGCUGACAAUGCCAUCGUCUCAAACCAUCCACGCGUCGAUAUGUUCAUGGAUUGAAGGAAAAGGUCUGUGGUCCACCCCGACCACUCCUGCAAUCAAGUCGCACUGUUUAACCAAUAUCCUGGGCUGCAGUUGACGCGCUGCAGGGCCACCGUGGCACCUACAUUCCAUUCCCCAACCCUCUUUGAAAGCCGAUCUUACUUGUUUUGUCUAAUCUCGUGGAAACACGUGUGCAUAUUCUCGAACCUUUCUUAAUAGAAAGUAGAAACCCAUUUCCACUUGAGUAGGAGAGAAAAUGAUACUUUCUCCUUAACAAAACUCCACGUGUCCCUCCUUUCCUUUUUCAAGAGUGCUUCACACCCUCCCAUACUUGGUUGGCCAACACGUGGGCCCCCAAAACACAGAACUCAAUUACUCCUCCAGGAUACGCCAACUUUAGGUGGGCCCCGCGUCAGACGAAUCAGCCAAUGGGUUCUCAGCACUGUUGGAGUGGUGCCCUAGACACGUGGUGGUUCCUCACCCAGCCACCACGCUCCUGCUAUGAUUAUCGCUUCAGCUCCCGGAGACUAGAGAGAGAGAUAGAGAGAGAAAGAGAGAGUGAAAGAGAGAGAAAGGGAGACAGACAGACAGACAGACAGAGAUCAGGCAUCCAAGCCAAGGGCAAGGAGAGGAAGAUCUUGCCAAGAGGGUGGAUGGACGCUGGAGAUGGUUGGCACGUGGCAGGCGGCGAGAGUCUUGCGCAAGAUAAGACGAUAAUCAACCGGAUGAUGCUCAGAUUCCGGCCGAUCGCUCCAAAACCAGCGGCCGUAGGGUCUUCUUCCGGUCCGAUUUCGCCGGACAAAAAGAGCCCACAUUUGACCAGCAAGAGAGUGAAGAGGAAGUACAUUAGGGUUGGGAAGAUUAAUAAUAAUAGCGGCAGCGGCAGGAGAUUAAUUAACACUAGCUCUUCAGCGGAAGAAGAGACGCCGAAAGUCUCCUUGGACUCGGCCAUCGUCACUCUUCAGCUGAUGCCGGAAAAAACAGACUUUCAAGGUUUUCCAGGUACUGGAUCUUGGUGUAGUAUAGAUCCUACGGUUGCGAAAAUCCGGGAUAACCGGGACCUACCAACGUGGAUGACCCUGAACGACCCUAAGAUGAGCAGGUCCGUCGGGAAGAAGUAUGUUUCGGCGGGGCCAGAUCGGACGGCCGUGGUGCCUCGGGUGAUGGCCUUGGAGUCGUGGGUGACGGUGGAAAGCGUGACAGACACGUGCAUGGACGUACGAGGGUUAGGUUGUACGGACGUGGAGAAAAUGAGGAUAUUAGAGAAGGACACGUGUCCGGGGUUUAUAUCAGACGGUUCAAACAGGGUGAAGUGGGUGAACCAGGCCUACAAGAGGAUGGUGGUGAGCCAGUGUGAGGAGCAGCAGGCGGAGGCGGCGGAGGUUAUAGUGUGGCUGGUGACGAAGGCGAAUCUACCGCCGUAUGCGUACCCGGGAUUCACGUGCAGGGUGAGGGUGCAGUACUACACGUGGCAGAAGGAGAAGUGCUCAAAAAUGGUGCCGUGUGAUGUGUGGAGGAUGGAGUGUGGGUUGGCUUGGAGGCUGGACAUCAAGGCUGCGCUUAGUUUGGGACUUUAAGGGAGCUUCAACAACUGCUGAUAUAAAUCAGGGUUUGAUCUUAAUUUGUGAGGCGGCCAACUUCUGAUGAGGAUCUGAAGAAUAAUUGCAAAUAGAGUCUUGAAAGUGUAUAUUGGUACGUAAGCAGUAUCAGAUUAUUAAAUUGUUAAUUAGCAACCGAUGAAAAGGUAUAUAUAAUGGAAAUGGAGUGCUUUGGAAGAAAUCUAAACAGAUUUAGCAACCGCAAAAGGGCUGCAACAUGCGUUAUGAAGCUAAGAGGGGAGACAUGCAUGAAGCUAUGUAAAAACCUCUGUUAGAACACCAUCUAGUGUUUCAAACCUGGUAUGUUUUAUGUUUUUUCUUUUCUUUUUUAAUCCAGUAACGCACGUCUUCAUCAGAAAUCAAUACUUCUCCAUUUUGUCUUCAUCAAGUUUCUGCCAUUAAUUGUUUCCAUCAGCAUCAGCAUCAGCAUCAGAUAUAUAUAUCUACAUCUAAAGCUUAUCGUGGCCUAAUUAUUGGAGAAAGACUUUCAUGCAAUAGGAAUAGCUGCUAUUCUCUAUUCUCGGUCAAUAACGCAAUAAUAAGUGAGAUAAUUUUUUCACGUGUCAUUGUGUUAUUAGUUGCAGAUAGCAAACUAGUUCUAUCCCCAUUACAAGUAAGUCUUUCUGCAAUCAUUGGCUUUUCUUCAUAUAUAUUCACGAUCACAUCAUAAACUUGAAGGUCACUUUCCUUAUGGGAAAACUUUAUAUAAUAUUUUA